GAUCCAGCUUCCGGGAGCAGCAUGGGCCUUCCGCCGUCCAGCACAUAAUGCCCCCAUGCGCCUCCACCUGUCCCGUCCCCACCAAGCUCCUUCUGUGCCGCGACUCCUUUGGCCAUGCGCGAGAGGAGCAUGCCCGCUUGACGGAUCUAAGAUGUGACCCCCCCGGAGCGCCAUGGAGUCCUUCGCGGUGGUAGCGGAGUACGACUCGCCUCCCAGUUCCGCACCGGGCCAGGCGGAGGGUCUGCUGGACGAGGAGGAGCCCAUGGAACCGUGUGAGAAGGAGGAGACUCUUCCGGUCUCUUCUGGAGACCUCGGAGAACCAGGCCUGGCCGACCCUCCGAGGACUUCCAGGGAACCCUGGAUCAAGGUGAACCUUUCCAGUCGCAAGCUCUCCCUGCAAGAGAGGUCUCCCUCCGUCCAGUCCCCCAGCGGGAACCUGGGGCUCAACGGCCGCUACAUUUACCCGUCCCUCCCCUACUCCCCUGUCACUUCCCCACACUCCUCCCCACGCCUGCCCCGGAGGCGCACCGUCGAGUCCCACAGAGUGUCGAUUACGGGGUUGCAGGAUUGUGUCCAGCUCAAUCAAUACACUCUGAAGGAUGAAAUUGGAAAGGGCUCCUACGGUGUUGUGAAGCUGGCGUACAAUGAAGAUGACAACACUUACUAUGCAAUGAAGGUGCUUUCGAAGAAGAAGCUGAUGAGACAAGCAGGCUUCCCACGCCGCCCUCCUCCUCGGGGUACCAAGCUCCCCCUGGAAGGAUUCUGCCAACCCAGAGGACCCAUUGAGCAGGUCUACCAAGAGAUCGCCAUCUUGAAGAAGCUGGACCACCCAAACAUCGUGAAGCUGGUGGAGUGUUUGAGCUUGUGAAAAAAGGGCCAGUGAUGGAAGUUCCCAAUCUGAAACCUCUGACUGAAGACCAGGCAAGAUUCUAUUUCCAAGACCUGAUCAAAGGCAUUGAAUAUUUACACUACCAAAAAAUUAUCCAUCGGGAUAUUAAGCCUUCCAAUCUUUUGGUGGGAGAGGACGGUCACAUCAAAAUUGCCGAUUUUGGCGUGAGUAACGAAUUCAAAGGAUCGGACGCCCUGUUAACCAACACGGUGGGCACGCCAGCAUUUAUGGCCCCAGAGACCCUCUCUGAAACCAGGAAAAUAUUUUCAGGAAAGGCUUUAGAUGUCUGGGCAAUGGGAAUCACCCUGUACUGUUUCAUCUUUGGACAG
Thamnophis sirtalis is the source of this 1218-nucleotide messenger RNA. The record is from RefSeq and is a predicted model, not a curated record. Lineage: Eukaryota; Metazoa; Chordata; Lepidosauria; Squamata; Natricidae.